AUGGGGAUCGUCUACUCGGUCUCUCUGUCCAGCGUGUUCGGAUGGAUCUACCUGCUGGCUCUCACGUCGGUGGUGACCGAAAUCCUGUACCUGCUGGACACUGGCAACGACGCCGGCGGGUACGCCAUUGCUCAGGCCCUGUACGCCACCUUCCACCGGAGGUACGACACCGGCGCCGGCGGCAUCGCCUGCUUGGUCAUCAUCGCCGUCGCCGUCUUCCUCUGCGGCACCGCCUGCGUCACCAGCAACUCCAGGAUGGGCUAUGCCUUCUCCAGGGAUGGGGCGAUGCCAUUCUCGCAUGUCCUGUACGCCACUUCAACGUCGUCUGGCUCUCCAUGUCCGUGGCGUUCGUCAUGGCCCUCAUGGUGUGCAUGCGCUCUCAUCUCUCAACUUCUCAAGUACGUGUCUGCCAUGCAUGUGACUUCGUUGGGGAGCCAGGUGGCGUUCCAGGCCAUGGUGUCCAUCGUGACGCUGGGUCUAUACAUCGCCUACACACUGCCCAUCUUGUUCCGCGUGACGACGGCGAGGAGGUCGUUCGUGCCAGGGUCGUUCCACCUCGGGAGAUUCGGCGUCGCCGUCAGCUCGGUGGGCGUGCUCUGGGUGGCCCUCAUCACUGUGCUCUUCUGCCUGCCGGUGGCGUACCCUGUCACCAAGGAGACAUUGAACUACACGCCAGUGGCCGUCGGCGGUGUGCUGGUGCUCAGCCUCGCCGCGUGGGUGCUCCAUGCCCAGUUCUGGUUUCGAGGGCCUAUCACAAACGUCCUCCUCUUCCAACAUACUCCGUCCUCUACUCAGCCACAGCCGCCGCCGCAGUACCACCCUGCGUGCUUCUUCCAGCCCCAUCGUCGUCGUCUGGGUCGGGGAGGCGGGUGGCGGAACAUGAGCUGUGGCCGCGGAGUCCGGCGUGGUCGCGCCCGCCGUCGGACAGCGGCGGACGUCGUAGGCGCAGGAGCAGCUCCUCCUCGUGCCGCAUCGGCGCCACCAUAG
Messenger RNA from Miscanthus lutarioriparius, 987 nucleotides. The record is from the annotation of a GenBank genome assembly. NCBI's taxonomy places the organism in Eukaryota, Viridiplantae, Streptophyta, Magnoliopsida, Poales, Poaceae.